This is a messenger RNA of Emys orbicularis (European pond turtle), 2046 nucleotides long. It is a transcript of the gene COL9A3, whose product is annotated as collagen type IX alpha 3 chain. Lineage: Eukaryota; Metazoa; Chordata; Testudines; Emydidae. The record is from RefSeq and is a predicted model, not a curated record. Gene Ontology annotation, cellular component: collagen type IX trimer. The transcript has 32 exons. Bases 1 to 2046 code for a protein of 681 amino acids. Gene Ontology annotation, biological process: extracellular matrix organization. Gene Ontology annotation, molecular function: extracellular matrix structural constituent conferring tensile strength.
AUGGCUGGAUUCUCAGCUCUUGGGCUGCUCUUUCUUUUUCAACUACUAGCCACAUCCUCAGCUCAGAGAGCAGGACCACGAGGCCCUCCUGGACCACGAGGACUCCCUGGAUCACCUGGCAAGGAAGGCAUAGAUGGAGAACCUGGCCCACCUGGUUUACCUGGCCCACCAGGGCCGAAAGGUGCAUCAGGGAAGCCUGGAAAGGCCGGUGAAGCAGGGUUACCUGGCCUUCCUGGAGUGGAUGGUUUAACAGGACCCGAUGGCCCGCCCGGCCCAAAUGGGCCACCAGGAGAAAGAGGUGCUUUAGGACCUGCAGGGCCGCCUGGACCAGCUGGCAAAGGACUGCCAGGCCCUCCGGGGCCUCCAGGAGCCAGCGGACUCCCGGGUGGAAACGGACUUCAGGGGUCACCUGGACCAUCAGGUCUUCCAGGAUUCCCAGGACAGCCUGGACCUCCAGGGCCUCCAGGUCUUCCAGGGGUUCUUCCUGAUGGCAGUGGGGACCUUCAGUGCCCCGCUCUCUGCCCCCCAGGCCCUCCGGGUCCUCCAGGAAUGCCAGGAUUCAAGGGGCAUACAGGCCACAAAGGAGAACCUGGGGAAAUAGGAAAAGAUGGUGAGAAGGGAGACGCAGGCCCUCCAGGUCCUCCGGGGAUUCCAGGCAGUGUCGGCCUGCAGGGGCCAAGAGGGUUAAGAGGCCUCAUUGGCCCAGAGGGUCCAGUCGGGGACAGGGGACCUAUUGGUUUCAGAGGGCCACCAGGACUCCCAGGACCUCCAGGGAAAGCAGGAGACCGAGGAGACAGAGGGCCUCAAGGGUUCAGAGGGCCCAAAGGGGAUACUGGUAGACCUGGACCAAAAGGAUCGCCAGGGACCGGUGGACCCAUAGGAGAACCUGGCAUGCCUGGCAAAGAUGGACGAGAUGGAACGCCUGGACUCGAUGGUGAGAAGGGUGACGCUGCCCGCUUCGGUCCUCCUGGAGAGAAGGGGCCAAACGGACUUCCUGGGUUACCAGGAAGACCAGGUCACAAGGGUCCAAAGGGUGAACUAGGUAGUCCUGGAGAGAUGGGAGAGGCAGGUCCAUCGGGAGAGCCCGGUAUCCCUGGUGAUGCCGGUAUCCCUGGUGAGAGAGGUGAGCCCGGACCUAGAGGAUCAUCUGGUGCACUUGGUCUUCAAGGCCCAUUGGGAGCCCCAGGUGUAAGAGGCUUUCAGGGCCGCAAAGGUGCCAGUGGGGAACCUGGACUCCCUGGUCCUACGGGGAUUCGUGGUGAAUUUGGUGACAGGGGUUCUGGUGGAGUUUCUGGUCCCAAAGGUAACCAGGGCACUGCUGGAGCAGAUGGCCUGCCAGGUGACAAAGGAGAACUGGGUCCUUUCGGCCCCCCAGGACAAAAGGGAGAGUCAGGAAAAAGAGGCGAGCUGGGUCCUAAAGGUAUACAAGGACCUAACGGGACUUCUGGUGUGCAAGGGAUUCCAGGUCAUCCAGGACCUAUGGGCUACCAGGGAGAGCAAGGUAUCCCCGGCAUUACUGGAAAACCUGGUCCUCCAGGCAAAGAGGCCAGUGAACAACACAUAAGAGAACUCUGUGGGGGAAUGAUAAAUGAACAAAUUGCACAGUUAGCUGCUAAUUUGAGAAGGCCCUUGGCUCCGGGACUGAUGGGUCGACCUGGCCCAGCGGGUCCCCCAGGUCCACCUGGGGCAAUGGGAAGUGUUGGUCAUCCCGGUGCUCGUGGUCCACCUGGAUAUAGAGGGCCGACAGGAGAACUUGGAGACCCUGGUCCCAGAGGUGAUACAGGUGAAAAGGGAGACAAAGGAGGCACUGGCAUAGGUAUUGAUGGGCCUGAUGGAGAUCAAGGACUUCAAGGUCCACCAGGUGUAACUGGAAUUAGUAAAGAUGGUCGAGAUGGUGCUCAUGGUGAACCCGGUCUGCCAGGUGAUCCUGGUGUACCUGGUGCAAUAGGGGCUCAGGGAACUCCAGGAAUCUGUGAUACAUCAGCCUGCAUGGGUGCUGUUGGAGGAGGAUCCAAAAAAUCUUCAGCACUAAAAGUGGAGAAGUGA